AUGGAGGCCCGGAGGUUAUCUAUCGCCAGAUCGAGUCGCUUGUCCGGCUCAUCAGGGCUGUCUGGGAGAUUCCGAGACCUGUGGAACCACCUGCCAGAACAAGAGAGCGUGCCCCGAAACGAGGAGGCCAAGACAAAGGAACUGGUUGCUGUUAAAGAAGUUAUGAGCACGGCUGUUGCCAUCAGCUUAAGCACUGACUCCAUCCGAUAUACCUUAACAGCUGUGUUGUAG
Messenger RNA from Fusarium venenatum, 231 nucleotides. NCBI's taxonomy places the organism in Eukaryota, Fungi, Ascomycota, Sordariomycetes, Hypocreales, Nectriaceae. The record is from RefSeq and is a predicted model, not a curated record.